Mucor mucedo is the source of this 312-nucleotide messenger RNA. RefSeq lists its product as uncharacterized. NCBI's taxonomy places the organism in Eukaryota, Fungi, Mucoromycota, Mucoromycetes, Mucorales, Mucoraceae. The record is from RefSeq and is a predicted model, not a curated record. The coding region runs from base 1 to 312 and encodes 103 amino acids. The transcript has a single exon.
AUGUUCAAUCAAUCUCCUAUCAUUGGUCUUGUCUCAUUAUUUUUUCUUGUCUUGAUUACGUUAUCUACACAGGUUGAAGCAAAAUAUGGCUGCUGUCUUGAAACUACGUCCAGUGGAUUUGGCCAUUUUUGUGAUAGCAGUAAAACUGAAAACGCAUGCAAAAAUAGUGGAUUUCAGUACUAUAAAGGAUUUGUGAGAAUUGGAAAUGGAUGCGAUCUUGGUGACCUAGAGACUACGAAUGUAGAGGCAAGAAGAAAACUUUUUAAUUUUGAGUCCCGAUGUGGUGGAAGGUAUACUUACAAGGUCUAUUGA